UGAAAAAAUGGUAAAUAAUUAAUGAGGGCGUGGCCGGUGCUGACGUUCAUCAUUGUGAGCAGGAAAAAUUGUCUUCUCUUUUCUCACAGAUGGCUCCACCCACUUCCUCGCUUGAACAAAUUUCGAUCAGACAAAUGCCCACCUUAUUUAUUUUAAGCCGGUCGUAAGGAAGUCUCAGAUUUAACCUAAGUUGGAGGGAGGAUGACUCGAACCUGCGUUCAAUUUGGUUGGUAAGAAUCUUCCAUUGUAGAAAAAACCUCCAACAAGCUACUUAAGAUUGUUUGAGACGUUGUUUUAGGGAAAAAUUUUAAAUUUCCGAAAUCGCCAAGAAGUUUCUCAAGCGCCCACAUAAAUGAUUUGAUGCCUCACGAAAACUUCGGUAUAAAGGUCAAGUCAUGCUUGAACUUGACCGCAUAAGGGAUCCCCGAACUUUGCUGCAGAGAAGAUUUGAAAUAUCAUAUAUGCAUAAGAGGCUAGCUCAAAAUUUUGUUUAGGGCUGGAAUGCAAAUUUAAGCACAGAUAGGGAAGAAAACCUCAACCUGAAGGUUCAGUAAAGUUCAAGUUCCACCAAAUAAGAGAGUAGAUUUCGGUUGCAGAGAAGAUUUCCAGUAAGGGCAUAAAUAACUUGAAGACUAGGGUAAACAUUAGCUGCAGUGAAGAUUCCACACUUUUUGAAGCGACGAUUUUCAGUAAGAGAUGAUAUUUCUCCCGAGGCUCUCAAUUUAAUGGUUGACAAGACUUACGGAGAAGAUUUCCAAAUUCUGUCACUUGACAGAUUUUCAAGUUCAGUUGCUGAGAAGAUAUCCAAUUAGGGAUACAGCUAGGGCAUAAAUGAUUGAAGCCUUUGGAGCCAAAAUAAAGAUCUGCAUGAAUUUCAUGGGCUCUUCCGGUCUGAUUCUGGCUUUAUGUCUCAUAUUCUUGUUUGGAUCAGAGGCGACAUCAAAUUUACCCGCCGUCGACUUCAGGUAUCGAACGUUCGAGUCCCCGGAGGGCAUUGAAACCCUCGGAAACGCUACAUUUGAGAAAAAUGUUCUGCAGCUAACAGCCGGUGGGCUGGCACACAGCAUUGGAAGGGCCGUGUACUUUGAUCCGAUAAAGAUCUGGGAUCGAGCCACAGGGCUCACGCUUUCCUUCAAGACCGCAUUCACUUUUUCCGUCACCAGACCUGACGUGAAUCACAGUGGUGACGGCUUUGCGUUUGGGCUUUUUCCGCACAAAUUAAUCCCAAACAAUAGCGGAGGCGGCAACCUUGGCCUUUAUGAUUCAAUUUCCAGUACAAGUAAUUAUGGAGUGGCUGUAGAAUUUGAUCUGUUUAUGAAUUCAUUUGACCCGGAUAACAAUCAUGUUGGCCUGGAUCUCAACAAUAUUAACUCUGCCUGCCUGUCGACGCUUAGAAAUUACGGCCUCAAUCUAGGAGCUGGAAAUGAAAUCAAUGUUAAAAUUGAAUAUGAUGGAGUUACAGGAAGACUGAAUGUGUACGCCAUUAAUGCUUCUCUUGGGGAUCCUGGCAUCACAAGUAUGGUGCUUUCCUGUCAGUUAAAUGUUUCCAGGAACAAUACGUUGCGGCGAUUCAGAUCGAGCAAUCGCAGUGAAGCGAUUCUCACAGAGCUCGAGCCAGAGCGACAGAGAAUACCUAUCAGAAGUAGUAGUAAUAGGGCGGCUGAGGCACCGCAACCUGGUACAACUACAAGGGUGGUGCCACCAAGGAGGCGAACUUCUACUGGUCUACGACUACAUGCCCAACGGAAGCGUAGACCAACUUUUAUACGAGCCCACGGAGGUUCUGGACUGGCCGAAGCGCCUCAAAAUCUGCCGAGGCCUGGCGGCGGCGCUACUGUACCUGCACGAGGAGUGCCAAUACAAAGUAGUCCACAGGGACGUCAAGACCAGCAACGUAAUGGUCGACUCCGACUACGAAGCGCGCCUCGGGGACUUCGGCUUGGCGCGCUUCGUGGAGUUCUCAAACUAUGCCACGUCACUGACCAUGAGUAUCGGAGGUGGCACAAUCGGGUACAUCGCACCAGAGAGAUCGCUGACGGGGAAGGCCACGUUGGAGUCCGACGUGUUCAGCUACGGUGCAGUGCUCUUAGAAAUUGCCUGCGGAAGACGGCCUUUUGAAGUCAAUACAAGCGAUCCGGAUGAGGCCGUUUUGGUUGAGGUGGUGUGGAAGUUAGUGAAAGAAGAGAGAUUAUUGCAGGCUGCUGACCCCAGCCUUCGGGGUGUCUUUGACAGGGACGAGAUGGAGCGUGUGU
Cryptomeria japonica (Japanese cedar) is the source of this 2252-nucleotide messenger RNA. Its product is annotated as lectin 1-like. The record is from RefSeq and is a predicted model, not a curated record. Gene Ontology annotation, molecular function: carbohydrate binding. Bases 832 to 2118 code for a protein of 428 amino acids. The transcript is spliced from 2 exons. Lineage: Eukaryota; Viridiplantae; Streptophyta; Pinopsida; Cupressales; Cupressaceae.